UGUUUAACGUCUUUUGUAUUUAUUUUUUUGAAGUUUCCCUUUCCCGAGGUAUUGCUUAGGGCUUAAAAUUCUAUUUCUAUUGUUUUCACUAUCUGUUGAGAAUUGUUUUGUUCUACUUCAAUUGAAUUUUGCUUUCUUGUUUGGAAUUUCAGUAUGUAAUCAGUAGUUAGCCAAAUUUUUAAGUUUUCUUUAUUGAUUUAGCUUUCAUUGUGCAAAUUUAAACUGUUAAUUUAUCUAAAUUACUUUUUUAUCCUUUGUGUGUGUGUGCUUCCAGUUUUGAUAUGAUUGGGUCUCUGUUUUGGUGACAAUUGGUUGUGCUAUGGCUGCUAAGUAUUGACAGUUAUCUAAUUACAGUCUAAGUUUAUACCAGUUGCAAUUUUACGUUUAAUAUUAGAUAAAUUAUCUAUGUUCUGUGUUACCAUUUUAGUCCUUUACUCUGUUAGAAUGCGUUAGUGAUAUGUUUUGUAGUUCUAUAGGUUUUAAACCAACCCCCCUCCAACCCUUGCCCCCUCCCUGCUUUUUCUUUUUUUUUUGUUUUUUUUUUUUUUUGGGGGGGGGGGGAAGGGGGGGUUGUUUGUUUUACCACUAUCAUAAAUUCUAAACAAAAACUGAAUUAUUUUGGAAAAAAAAAAUUUUUUUACACUGACUUUUAUGGCUGGAAGAUUUCUCCCCUUCGCUCACCAUUUCAAUGAAUUUUAUUUGUGUUCGCUUCCUGGAAAAUUAAGGAAGAAAAAAGUGAAUAAAUUUCAAAAUUUUCUCCACUUUUUUGGUUUCCAAGUUUACAACAAACCACAGAGACGGAGAAGGCUCAACAAAGAAAACAUACAGUGUACAAGUCUGGAUAUUGGAAUAACUUUUGUUACCAAUGGCUACGAAGCCAUCAAAUAACAUAUGGAUUCGACGCCAGCAAUGCCCCUGUGGGGAUUGGAAAUGCUAUAUUAAGUACGAAGGAGACGAACAGACAUCAGUGAGCUCUCAUCUUGUAAAGAAUGAGACAUCAUCAAUAUCAUCAUCAGCAGAAGUUGUCUUCACACCAUAUGUAGGCCAAAUUUUCAUAAGUGAUGAUGAUGCUUUUGAGUACUACAGCAAUUUUGCUAGGAAGAAUGGAUUUUCAAUCAGGAAAGCACGGUCAACUGAAAGCCAAAAUUUAGGAAUCUAUAGACGAGAUUUUGUUUGUUAUAGAUCUGGAUUUAAUCAACCAAGAAAAAAGGCCAAUGUGGAGCAUCCACGGGACCGAAAAUCAGUUCGAUGUGGAUGUGAUGCAAAAUUAUAUCUUACCAAGGAAAUUGUUGAUGGUGUCAUUCAAUGGUAUGUUUCACAAUUUAGCAAUGUUCAUAAUCAUGAGUUAUUGGAAGAUGACCAGGUGCGCUUGCUACCUGCGUAUCGAAAAAUACAGGAGGCUGAUCAAGAGCGCAUUCUUUUGCUAUCCAAAGCAGGUUUUCCUGUUAAUCGGAUUGUGAAGGUGUUAGAGUUAGAAAAGGGUGUUCAACCAGGACAAUUGCCCUUUAUAGAGAAGGAUGUUAGGAAUUUUGUUCGGACUUGUAAGAAGACUGUCCAAGAAAAUGAUGCUUUGCUCACUGGAAAGAGAGAGAAUGAUACAUUUGAACUCCUUGAGGCCUGCAAGGCUAUGGUAGAGAGGGAUGCAGAUUUUACUUAUGAUUAUACAACUGAUGAAAAUGAGAAGGUAGAAAAUAUUGCAUGGUCAUAUGGAGACUCUGUUCGUGCAUAUACAGUUUAUGGUGAUGUAGUUACAUUUGACACCACAUAUCGUUCUAUUACAUAUGGGUUGCUCCUAGGAAUGUGGUUUGGCAUGGAUAACCAUGGGAAGGCAAUUUUAUUUGGAUGUGUCUUGUUGCAAGAUGAAAGUUCUGAUUCCUUUGCGUGGGCUUUACAGAGUUUUGUUCGCUUUAUGCGAGGAAGACAUCCACAGACAAUUAUAACAGAUAUAGAUUCAGGUCUUAGGGAUGCUAUAGCAAGGGAGUUGGAAAACACUAAACAUAUUAUAUGCAAAUGGCACAUUCUCUCCAAAUUAGUAAGCUGGUUCUCUUUGGCACUUGGGUCACAGUUUGAAGAUUUUAAAGCUCAGUUUGAUUUGUUGUGUCAGCUUGAAAGUGUAGAAGAUUUUGAACACCAGUGGAAUCUUUUGGUUGCUAGAUAUGGACUUUCUUCAGAUAAGCAUAUUGGUCUACUCUUUUCAUAUAGAGGAUACUGGUCAGUUUCCUAUAUCAAAGGUUACUUUCUGGCUCGUACCAUGACAGCCGAGUUUUCUCAAUGUUUAGAUGUAUUUUUAAAAAGAGUCUUGAGAGGGCAAACGUGUUUGCAAGUAUUCUUUGAGCAGGUUGUGCUUGCUGCCAACUUUGGAAAUCAAAGCAAAGAUGGGAUGCAGUACAUGCAUAUCAGAACGUGCAUGCCUAUUGAAGAACAUGCAAGAAGUGUUCUCACACCUUAUGCCUUUAAUGUAUUUCAGCGUGAAAUAAUAUUGUCCUUGCAAUAUGGAACACAAGAAAUGGCAGAUGGAUCUUAUCUUUUGCGGCACUACAAGAAAAUGGAUGGGGAAUGUCUUGUAAUUUGGAUACCAGAAGAGGAGCAAAUUCAUUGUUCAUGCAAGGAAUUUGACCAGUCUGGAAUAUUAUGUAGACACUCUCUUAGAGUACUUGCGCUCAAGAACUACUUUCAGCUCCCAGAAAAGUACUUACCUCUUCGUUGGCGAAGGGAGCAUUCUGUGUUGCCUAUGGAUGAUCAAAAUGCUCAAAGCAACAGUGAUGAGUGCGCUCAAGCCUUUCAUUCUCUUGCAGAAACUCUAUUGACAGAGUCAUUGGUAUCCAAGGAACGUUUUACUUACGUUCAUAGAGAGCUUACAGGGCUCCUUGAUCAUGUUCGAACUAUGCCUACAACUGAAGACUUCUCGUUGAAUAUGGCCAAUAACAAUAUCAGUGAAUCUUAGCAUUGCUGAUGUAGCAAAUGGAAGCUAGUAUGGAGUUGGAAUCCUGCUCUUCAAAAAGUUCUGGAUACUCGGAAGAAAUACUUAUGUGUUCAAGUACAUAAACAAAAGAAAAAGGCAUAUUACUUUGAAAAUUUGCUGACAAAGUAGAGGUGGUGAAAUACAAAUUUUUGGUUUUUCUCCACAGACCAUCCUAGAAAUUCAUUAAUGGAAAUUUACUCAAUUUAUGUAGUUGCUUAAUGCUUAAAAGAUCUGGAAAAUCACUGUCACUUGCCCAUCUAAGAUGUAAGAUGCAUUUUGUAGAUACAUGCCUUUCAAAGAUGGUGAGGGAAAGAAUAGAAGUGGAAAGAUAUAUUCUUAUCUUUGACUUGGAAAGAAUUAUUUGGCUCGAUCAUUCAAUGCUCUGAACUGGUAUGAAAAUCCUCAGGUUUGCUAUACUUUUUUUUUGUGUGUUCAUGCUGAAAUAAUUCAUUAUUGCUAUUUAUCACCCCUUUUUUCUUCUAUGAUGUGUAGAUAACGAGCUGCAAAAAGAUUUAAAUAAAAAUUUACAGCAUGUUAAAACAAAACAAAAAAAAAAAACUGUUUCUGGGAUUAAUCAGCUGUUCUAUAUUUUGUUAAGAACUACUACUGAUCUUAAUUUUUGGACCUAGAUUUGAAGAUGUACCGUCAAUGGUGGCCUUUUGUUCAAGAGAUUUUCCAGAGUAAUCAAUUUGAUAUUCUUUUGGCGUGCUUUGGUGUAACCGUGCAAAGUAACCUGAGCUAGUGUCUAGUCGGUUUUACUGUGUUAUGCUUACCGAAUGUUUGGUUAUUAAUCUCAUCUUGAUAUUUAUUUAUAUAUAUUUUUUUUAAUCUUUUGCAGAGGUGCAUGUGUAUUGGUAGAGCAAAAGUUGUUAUAUAUGAUCAAAUCAUUCUGCUUCCUUCA
Molecule: messenger RNA, 3863 nt
Organism: Manihot esculenta (cassava)
Lineage: Eukaryota; Viridiplantae; Streptophyta; Magnoliopsida; Malpighiales; Euphorbiaceae
Product: putative protein FAR1-RELATED SEQUENCE 10
Exons: 4
Coding region: 866-2944 (692 amino acids)
Biological process (GO): regulation of DNA-templated transcription
Molecular function (GO): zinc ion binding
Source: RefSeq, a predicted model, not a curated record